UUGGCUCAGGAAGACGGUAAACAAAGAUGAAGAGAAGACAUUAUAUUACUUAAUUUUCAACAACAUAAUUAAAGAUGGCGAAAUUUUUGAACACACAAGGUUUUAUACUAAUUGUUCUGGUAUUGGUAAAGUUAACAGACUCGGUUGAUGAACCAGAAAUUGACUGUAAAGAUCUUCUCAUGGGACAAUAUAUUUGUGACGAUCCUGUAAUAGAUACUGAAACUCAACAAGCCAGAAAUUGUAGUCAGGAAACUAGAACUGUUCAAGUGGCUUGUAGACCAGCCCCCAAAAUUAUCUGCAGUGGUCAAAUUCAUGAUGGAAUUACUAUUGGUUUCUACAAAAAUGUACCUUGUAAAUGGGUAAAUGGUGCCUCAUUUGAAACAGCUCUACUUUUAUCAGUAUUUUUAGGGAUGUUUGGAAUAGAUCGGUUUUAUCUAGGAUACCCAGCAAUAGGUUUGGUCAAGUUUGGUACAUUAGGUUUUAUGUUUUUAGGACAAUUGGUGGAUAUUCUAUUAAUAGCAACACAGAUGUUGGGACCAGCGGAUGGAUCAAAUUACUUAAUACAUUAUUUUGGUGCCGUUCUAUCUCGAGUUGUGGUGGACAAUACAACAUAUAUUAAACCUCAACAAUAUGAUGGAUACUGACAGACAUGGAAAUAACGAUUUUAGUUUUAAUGGACAAAAUAUCAGAUACUCUCAACUAGUACCUACCAGUUUGAACUCAUUGUAGUGCUGGGUAUUGCGAUUCAGGUACUAUGAUACGAUUCGUUUUACGAUUCAUAACCAGGUCAAUAUUUACAACAGGAUAAAUGAAUAAUUGAUAUUUUUUAGUCCUGUCGAUGUGGAAGAAAUAACACGAUAUUGAUGUGGAUCAAAAUAAGAACCAAAACAAUUUACGGGUGUCUGUGUACCUAUGAAUAAUGUGUGACAUGAAUACUUCAGAGAGACACGAUACUUACUGAAGUGACCAAAAAACAUAAAAAAAUGAAUCACGAUACAUUGAUUCAGCAUCUCACGAUACAUUGAUUCAGCAUCUCACGAUACAUUGAUUCAGCAUCUCACAAUUUAAUACACGAAUCGUGAGAAGGUGAAUCUCGAUACAUCUAUUCUACUAUAUAUCGUGUCAGCACUAUGUCAAUAAAACACAGAAAAAGACAUGUCAGUGCCAGAAAAAUCUUGAUCGGCACCAUUCGAUUCGUGCCUAACAAACAAUGAAUCUGUGCCUGACGAUUCAGUGACAAUUGUCUUGUUUCCAGAAUUGGUCGUCUGAAAAUAUCAAUCUGUAAAGUUAAUCAAUUUGGACACUGUUAAGUAACUCUUCCAGAUCUUACAGAAGUUUGUGUACAAGGUGACAAUGUUGUGUUAAAUGGAUAUUAAACCUUUAUUCUCGAUCUCCCUACUGUCUGCUUGGUAUAGUCUAUUGUCAGGUCAUUCGGGCAUGUUGGAAUUUCUCAAACUUGUUUGACCUAUCAGAUGUUAGUGUGCAAUGUUUAUUGCUGAACACAAGGAUAGCUGAUCGGUGUGGUCAUGAUAGACAAGCUAUGUGAAUACCUUUUAAAACAAGCUUUUGGUAAUGUCUGUUCUUCUUUAUUAGGGUUAGACGUCACAUUAUCAGAAUUCUAAAUAGAAGGUAAACAAUCUCGCAAACCCGCCUGACAACAGAUUGUCCCAUAAUGCUUUUUUCAUUCCAAUAUACAUGUAAUUCAAACUUUUCAUAGUUUUAAUGCAUUUGACAGUAAGUGCAUAUUCUUAAAUCAAUCAGUAUAAUAUAGGUAUGUUCAUUGUUCGUGGAAACAAAUAAACCACUUUCAGUAUAGUUUUAUGGACUGUUACAUGUAUUAUAUUGUAAUGUAGUACUUUAUUCACAAACACAGGAAUCCAAGUCUUUUUCAUUUAAUUCAUUAUGUAAAUACACUCUAAAUUUUGUAAAUAUGACAUAUUUUUUUUAUACUUAGACAGGCAUUGUUGUCCUAGUAACUAGGAAGCCCCAUUGUCGAUCCCAUGUUGUCCUUGCGAUUUUCCAGUCUGGCAUUCCCAUUUCAGAGGUGGAGGACAGCAAGCCUGACAGGACGAAAAGUGUCUAGUUUUUUGGAUUAAAGCAAAAAACAAGGUGCACCCAUGUAGUCGUUGGUACUAUACAGUGCACAAAUUUGGAAUUUGAUUAAGAGGAGUCACCAUUGUAACUAUCAUUAUUUUGCUGUAUAAAAUAUACUUUAAAUAUACAUUUUCACUUCAUUAAAGCCACUGAACGUCAUAUGAAAUCUUCAGAGAAUAUCUAAUUUAUUACAGCUUAUAUCACACUUCAGAAUAAUCAAACUGAUAAUUUAAAGGAGGAAAGUCUUUAACUCAAUAUCAUCCACAGUCUUCGACAUUGCAAACACGACUUCAGGGGCGGAUCCAGAAGGGGCGUUGAGGGCAAACAGGGUGUUAGAUGCUUCUCUUUAAAAAGAUCUGUGUGUAGUAUGCCUACGUAAUUUGGAAAUGAUGAUGGCAACAUGCAUUAUCAACUGUCAAAUUUCCUCAACAGGAACCAUGCAAACCCCCACCUGCAAAAAUUCCUAGAUCCACCCCUGGACUUAUUGGUCAAUUUAAAUCAACAUUGAUGUUGUUAUCUUACCAUGUUAUCUGAUGUCCAAUAUUUAAGACAAAAUGGAAAUUUAAAAAUUGGCACAUAAUGAAGCGACUCGAUGAACGAGGCUACACAUAUUCCAUGUAGGAUAAUACUACAGGUGUAGACUGGAAUAUCUAGACGCCAAAGAUUGCCAUUCAAUUUGAACUUUUCACAUAUUUCGCCGAACAUAACUGAUUAGAUAUCAUAGUAAAAACAGAAAUGGUUGAAUGUAAAUCAGUUUAUAUACGUUCAUAUUACAUUAUUAUGUGCGCUGCGACCCAUUUCAGUCCAUUUCUAGGUCCCAAAUAUUAGCGAUUAGCUCCUUUAAUGAAGAAAACAAAACCAGCAGUGGAUAAUCUCCCAUCUUAGUUUCAAUGCCGGGAUUAAAAGAUCCCUUUCAAAAGACUUUAUUUAUCCAACACUUAUAGGUGCUGUCGCUGGCCUGCUUUGCUAAUAUCGUUUGUAGAAGAAGCAAAAUUUUCAAUUCAUCAUUUAUUUUUGGAUGCUGAACAGAAUUGAACCAUUUUGUACCGAUAUUGCUUUUAGAGAUCAACUUUCAGAUGAUUAUAGUUUGCAAAGGUUUCAAAUUCUCUCCAAUGACGAUUGGCGGCUAUAAACUUUUGAAUAGAAAAAGAAGUGCUGAAUGAAUGGAAGUUUAUCCUUGAUAUUAUAGCCAUCAGUGGCGGAUUAAGCUCCACCAAGGCCUGAGGCGGCAGUUGCUGGAGGACCUAAGUUUUUAAAUAGGGCCUAUUUAAAAUGGCGUGGGUCUAUUUAAAAUGGCGUGGGCCUAAUUAAUUUCGGGUCAGGGCCUAUGUUGAUUCCCGUUGGGCCUAAACCCAACCCCCCUAACAUUCAUUGUCUAUGCGUUUUUAAUCGUAUCAGACAAGUCUAAAAAAAAUUUUUUUACAAAAUCUUUGGGCCUGAGGCUGCAGCCUCAUCAGCCUCACUGAUAAUCCGCUACUGAUAGCCAUGUGUAAAAAUAUGUUGUAUUAUAUAUGUACUGUUAGUUAUUACUGAUGAUAUAUAUAAUGUAUAUUAUAACUGUAUCUUCUGGUCAGUGAAUAUGUAAAUAUCAGAUAUUAUGUAGUAUUAAUAUAAUUGUAACAUAUUUACAUUAAUAUUCAAUGUUAUUGGUUGUCAUGUGAUCAAUCUGAUUAAAAUACAGAUCUAUAUUC
Patella vulgata (common limpet) is the source of this 3785-nucleotide messenger RNA. Its product is annotated as TM2 domain-containing protein CG10795. The coding region runs from base 75 to 644 and encodes 189 amino acids. The transcript is spliced from 6 exons. The record is from RefSeq and is a predicted model, not a curated record. Lineage: Eukaryota; Metazoa; Mollusca; Gastropoda; Patellidae.